Molecule: messenger RNA, 1730 nt
Organism: Panicum hallii
Lineage: Eukaryota; Viridiplantae; Streptophyta; Magnoliopsida; Poales; Poaceae
Product: RNA-directed DNA methylation 4-like
Exons: 10
Coding region: 510-1493 (327 amino acids)
Source: RefSeq, a predicted model, not a curated record
CCGUCCGUCAGCCACCAUUCCUCUUCCUCCCCUUCUCGUCUCCUCCCCUCCCCUCCCCUCCCCUCCCUGCUGCGCCGCCGCCUGGCCAAAUUGCGCCGCCAAUUUGUCGCGUUGCUGCUUUGCUGCGCACCACCCGCCCGCCUGCCUCCGCUCCGGCACCACCCGCCUGCGCCGCUUUGCCGCUCGGCCGCUCGCGCAGCGCCCGCCUGCCUGCGCUCCGCCGCCGCCCAUCUGCACUGCUCUGCUGCGCGGCCUGCCCGCCUGCGCAGCUCUGCCACGCGGCCUGCCCGCCUCCGCACCGCUCUGCCACCUGCGCAGCUACGCUCCGCCGCCGCCUGCCUGCGCAGCGCUGCCGCUCGGCCUGCCCGCCGACGCACCGCCCGGCCCCUGCGCAGCGCUGCCGCUCGGCCAGCCCGCCUGCGCAGCACCGCCUGCGCGGCGCCGCCCGCGUGCACAGCACCGUCGCCCCAGGCCGCGCCUUGUUUAAUCCUACUACCCAAUCGCCGGUCAUGGCGUCUGCGGCGGCGGCCGCCGGAGAAGCUUCCACCUCGGAGCCUGCGGCGGCGAGGGAGAAGCCCAUCGUCGUCCGGGUCAAGCGCAAGCCCUCGCAAACCCGCCCGGACGCUUUCUGGCUAGAGAUUAAUGAAAGGCCAGCGAAGAAGGCAAUGCUCGAUUUCUCCAGCCUCUCCAUCUUCGAACCAUCCUCUUCCUCCUCCAGUGCUAAAGCUUCAGAGGAGCAACCACGGGUUAAGAAGCUUCUUGUUCAACACAUAGAAACAGUGCACCAUUCUCAAGCCGUUGAACAUGUUUUGCACUCUCUUUUGCUUGCUGACUCAAAUACCAAAGAGAUAAAGAGCAAGACGAAGGAGUGGAAUGACAGAAUCAAGCAAGACAAAAAACCAGACCAGCUACGGUCAGCAGCCAGGCAAAGGCAUGAGGAUCUGGGAAGAAAUGCCCGCUUUGCACAAAUAUGGAAGAGUCGGAAAGGAGAAAAGGAUGAAGCUGAUGAGUCACUGAGAGAAAUAUGCCAUCUUUAUGAUGCUGUCCAAGUAGAUCCAGAUGAAGAGAAGAAUCCUGCAGAACCACGGAUUACUUCUUUCGAAGAGGGUGCUGUUUUAUGCAACUUUCUUCCACUUAUACGGGAGUACUUGCCAUCAGCUGCUGUGGAAAUCGAGUCAGAUAUUAUUUCAUGGGCGCAAUCAGAAGAAGUUUAUGACAUCUACACUGUCAAGGAGGUGGAUGAUACAAACAUGGAGGAUAUGUCAGCAGCUUCAUAUCCACGGUUACAAGUGGAUGAUGACGAAGACUACCCGUACGACACAGAUGAUUCAAAUGCUGAAGACAAUCCACUUUUUGAUUAUCCUGAGGAAUUGUCAGAGGAUGAGGAUGAUGAUGAUGGUAGCAAUGAUGAGGAUCCUUUUGGAGACACGGAGGGUUCUGGCUCCGAGUACGAAAAGGAAGAAGUAGAGGUGGAAGGGGACGAGCAAUGGUGAUAUGAAAUUGCGGGGGAAAGGUGCAGUUGUAAAUGUAUGGAGGCUAGUGUGUGAGCUGAAUGUAAUGUGAGGAAGGGAUGAUUACUGAAUCUUUGUGUUUCUCAGUCUGGGAAAGGAAUGGACGUGCUCAGCACUGUGUAACACAUCACUUAGUAAACAUUGUAUCUCAGUGUGUGAUAAGGUGUUCCCUGCAUUAUCCAGAGGAGAAGAAUCUAGGAAUUCUUUGGAAUUUGAAAA